Wyeomyia smithii (pitcher-plant mosquito) is the source of this 849-nucleotide messenger RNA. RefSeq lists its product as uncharacterized. Bases 1 to 849 code for a protein of 282 amino acids. The record is from RefSeq and is a predicted model, not a curated record. Gene Ontology annotation, molecular function: zinc ion binding; nucleic acid binding. Lineage: Eukaryota; Metazoa; Arthropoda; Insecta; Diptera; Culicidae. The transcript has a single exon.
AUGCCGCCAACAGGCGGCAUAAACCAAUUUCCCCACAUAAAUGGCCAGAGGCCUAAGGUGACGGGGAAAUUUGUAGUGAUCGAAAGUGCUGAAGCUGAUAGAUCCCUGGUAGAAACCUCCGCCUUCUUAAUUGAGAAGACGGUAGAAAGCUAUUGCGGUGAAGUUACUAGCAUAAAAAAAAACAAGAAACGGCAAAAUUUUCGUUCAAACAAAGUGGCAGCAUCUGCUGAAAAUCUGAAGAAAUUAGAAAAGCUAGGCGAACUUAAGGUCAGAGUGUUCGAGCAUAAAACACUGAAUACGUGCCGUGUCGUGGUACCCUGCUGGGAAGCGAUCAAUGACCCAGAGGAAGAAAUAGCCACCAAGCUUAAAUCGCAAGGGAUGAUUGGUGUCAAACGUAUAAUGAGAAAAACAAACGGCAAACUGGAGAAAACGAGCCUACUGGAACUAACUAUCGACAGCCCGAACGCACCAACGACCAUCAAAAUCGCAUAUAUAAACGUGCCAACGCGUCCAUACUAUCCGAGACCAAGGCGCUGCUUCAAGUGCUUGAAAUAUGGACACAUCGCAGCCGGCUGCCCCUCGGAACAACUAUGCUGGCGAUGCGGAGAAAAAUCACACGAUGAAGGAAAGUGCGACAGACCCGAAAAAUGCAUAAAUUGCAGAAGCGAGCAACAUGCGUCAACCAGUAACAAAUGUCCAGUAUGGCAGAACGAAACAGCGACCAUAAAAAUCCAAGUUGACAAUAAAAUAACGUUUGAGGAAGCACGGAAAAUGGCCAACGCAAACAGAGCAACUAACUACGCGGAUACCCUGAAAAAAGCCUUGAACAAAACUUUCAAGCGGAAUUAA